This is a messenger RNA of Gavia stellata (red-throated loon), 2928 nucleotides long. It is a transcript of the gene TRPC4, whose product is annotated as transient receptor potential cation channel subfamily C member 4. The record is from RefSeq and is a predicted model, not a curated record. Bases 1 to 2928 code for a protein of 975 amino acids. The transcript has 10 exons. Gene Ontology annotation, biological process: manganese ion transport; regulation of cytosolic calcium ion concentration; calcium ion transmembrane transport. Gene Ontology annotation, cellular component: membrane; cation channel complex. Gene Ontology annotation, molecular function: store-operated calcium channel activity; protein binding; inositol 1,4,5 trisphosphate binding. NCBI's taxonomy places the organism in Eukaryota, Metazoa, Chordata, Aves, Gaviiformes, Gaviidae.
AUGGCCCAGUUCUACUACAAAAGAAGUGUCAAUGCUCCCUACAGAGAUCGUAUCCCUCUUCGUAUUGUACGAGCAGAAUCUGAACUGUCUCAUUCAGAGAAAGCCUAUCUGAACGCCGUGGAGAAAGGAGAUUAUGCCAGUGUAAAGAAAGCUUUGGAGGAAGCAGAAAUUUAUUUCAAGAUCAAUAUUAAUUGCAUUGAUCCCCUGGGAAGAACUGCACUCCUUAUUGCAAUUGAAAAUGAGAACCUUGAGCUCAUUGAGCUGCUCUUAAGUUUUAAUGUAUAUGUGGGAGACGCUCUGUUGCAUGCCAUACGAAAGGAGGUAGUUGGUGCUGUGGAGCUGCUGUUAAACCACAAGAAGCCCAGUGGGGAGAAACAGGUGCCACCAGUGCUUCUGGACAAGCAGUUUUCUGAAUUUACGCCGGAUAUCACACCCAUUAUUCUGGCUGCCCACACUAACAAUUAUGAAAUCAUAAAGCUCCUUGUGCAGAAAGGGGUCUCCGUGCCCAGGCCACACGAGGUCCGCUGUAACUGCGUCGAAUGUGUCUCGAGUUCAGAUGUGGACAGCCUCCGCCACUCUCGAUCCAGACUCAAUAUCUACAAGGCUCUGGCAAGCCCAUCUUUGAUUGCUUUGUCCAGUGAGGAUCCUUUCCUUACCGCUUUUCAACUGAGCUGGGAACUGCAGGAACUGAGUAAAGUCGAAAACGAAUUUAAGUCGGAGUAUGAGGAACUGUCACGGCAAUGCAAGCAAUUUGCAAAAGAUCUCCUGGAUCAGACACGGAGUUCCAGGGAAUUGGAAAUUAUUCUUAAUUACAGAGAUGAUAAUAGCUUGAUAGAAGAACAAAGUGGCAAUGAUCUUGCAAGAUUGAAACUGGCAAUUAAGUACCGUCAAAAAGAGUUUGUUGCUCAGCCCAACUGCCAGCAGCUUCUUGCAUCCCGCUGGUACGACGAGUUCCCUGGAUGGAGGAGGCGACACUGGGCUGUGAAGAUGUUGACAUGUGUUGUGAUAGGACUCCUUUUCCCGGUCUUCUCUGUGUGCUACCUGAUAGCUCCCAAAAGCCCAUUAGGGCUGUUCAUCAGAAAGCCAUUUAUCAAAUUUAUCUGCCAUACUGCAUCCUACUUGACUUUUCUGUUCCUGCUGUUGCUUGCCUCUCAGCACAUUGACAGGUCAGACUUGAGCAUGCAGGGACCGCCACCAACCAUCGUCGAGUGGAUGAUAUUACCGUGGGUCCUGGGUUUUAUCUGGGGUGAAAUUAAACAGAUGUGGGAUGGUGGACUACAGGACUACAUUCAUGAUUGGUGGAACCUCAUGGAUUUUGUAAUGAACUCCUUGUACUUAGCAACAAUCUCUUUGAAAAUUGUUGCAUUUUCAAAGUAUAGUGGGUUAGUUCCACGGGAGAGCUGGGACAUGUGGCAUCCAACCCUGGUGGCUGAAGCCCUGUUUGCAAUCGCAAACAUCUUUAGCUCCCUACGCUUGAUCUCAUUAUUCACUGCAAAUUCUCACCUGGGACCUCUGCAGAUAUCUCUAGGAAGAAUGUUGCUGGACAUUUUGAAGUUUCUCUUCAUAUACUGCCUUGUGCUGCUAGCUUUUGCAAAUGGAUUGAAUCAGCUGUACUUCUACUAUGAGACAAAUGAACCCGGCAACUGCAAAGGAAUACGAUGUGAAAAGCAGAAUAAUGCAUUUUCAACAUUAUUUGAAACACUGCAGUCAUUAUUCUGGUCUAUAUUUGGACUCAUCAAUCUCUAUGUGACCAAUGUGAAAGCAAGGCAUGAAUUUACUGAAUUUGUUGGGGCCACCAUGUUUGGUACCUAUAAUGUAAUCUCUCUGGUUGUUCUGCUCAACAUGCUAAUAGCUAUGAUGAAUAAUUCUUACCAACUUAUUGCUGAUCAUGCAGACAUUGAGUGGAAAUUUGCUCGAACAAAACUCUGGAUGAGUUACUUUGAAGAAGGAGGAACUCUGCCCACUCCUUUCAAUGUCAUACCAAGUCCAAAGUCUCUCUGGUAUCUGAUCAAAUGGUUAUGGAGACAUCUCUGCAAGAAAAAAAUUAGAAGAAAACCUGAAAGUUUUGGAACAAUAGGGAGGCGUGCAGCUGACAAUCUGAGAAGACAUCAUCAAUACCAGGAAGUAAUGAGAAAUCUGGUUAAGAGAUAUGUUGCAGCAAUGAUAAGAGAUGCCAAAACUGAGGAAGGACUGACAGAAGAAAAUUUUAAGGAGUUAAAACAAGAUAUUUCCAGCUUUCGUUUUGAAGUCCUGGGUUUGUUAAAAGGAAGCAAGCUGUCUAAUUUGCAGACUACAAAAAUAAACAAAGAUACUGCCUCUCUGUCAGAAAAUGAAGAAAAUAGCGAGAGUGAAGGAAACAAGAAAGGAAAGAAAAAGACCUUCAGCCUUUUUGACAUAACUACAAUGAUUCACCCAAGAUCAGCCACUAUUGCCUCUGAAACACAUAAUGUAAGCAAUGGCUCAGCAAUGAUGGUGUCAGAGUCCACUAAGGAGAAACAAAAGCAUGUGAAUUUUGUAACAGACAUAAAAAAUUUUGGGUUAUUUCACAGACGAUCAAAAACAAACUCUGUGGAGCAGAGUACAAAUAAAAUAUACACCGUUUCUGAAGAAGUUUCCCGUCAACAGGCAGAAGAACAAUGUGAGAAAACUGCUGAACUGGAAGAGGGAGAACUGACCAUGAACUGUGAAUUAAACAUCCAAAGUCCUGAUGAAAAAUGCGUGUUAGCUGAGUCACAAAAUAAUGGUGACUCUUCGGAUUCACAGGAAGAGGGAAGCAUUUGUGCUUCAGAAACGGAGAAAAUGGAGUUACACAACUCGGAACCAGCCACACCACAGGAUCAGCUGGACAAGGAGUUGGAUGUUAGCAUUGACUGUAAUGGGAAACAGGAAACAAUUGAUCAGGGUGAUUAUGUGAUAACGAGGUUGUGA